CAAGUUGACUGGGAGGAAUUGGGGAAUUGCAAGCACCGAAAAGAGAAACAGGAACGGCAGUCAAUCCCAAUUCACGAGUUGCACCCAACCAACUUGUCACGUGGUAACGUGUACCAUCGGCAAGCUCACACUGCGAACGUCAACUUGUCGGUUUGUGGGAUUCUCUUCUGCCAACAGCGACACACUCGAGUGCCAGUAAAGCUGUCGAACCGACGCGAACACACUCGAUUAGGCUCAGCUGUCUUUGGCCGCAAACCGGUAUCAUUCGCGGCUGAGUCGUUUUCACAUACAUCGUUUCAUCUUGCACUAUCGGUCAAUCUGGUACCUCCCAAAGGGACAAUCGAUUUUCCACCGACCGAGGUGUGGGCCAAUCCCCACUGUCCACACACAUGCGAUGUCCACACCGCCUGUUGUUGGCUGUCACCUCGCCUCUGCCCGCCUCGGCUACGACUAAUUAUGCCCGUUUCCGGGCUGCCGAUUCGUCGGUCUCGCUUUCCACGCACUCUGCCACCCCCCACCCACCCACCUGCUCUGCCGCCCGCUGCGGGUGUGUCCGCUUCGGCGUAUCCCACCUCGGCCGGUCAGCUCCUCGUCCGGACGUUGGUUUGA
Messenger RNA from Protopolystoma xenopodis, 609 nucleotides. The record is from the annotation of a GenBank genome assembly. NCBI's taxonomy places the organism in Eukaryota, Metazoa, Platyhelminthes, Monogenea, Polystomatidea, Polystomatidae.